AUGUCUGACAACGCAUCAUCCUCAGGGGCAGGGUUUUCAUGUUCCCGCUGUACCAAGACGUACAAGCGGCGAGAACACCUCCAGCGCCACGCUGCAUCCCACAGCAGCCUCCGACCCUACAGAUGUAACUUCUGUGGCCAAUCAUACCAACGAGCUGAUGUUCUCAAGCGACAUACCCAAGCCUGUCAGACCAAAGUUAGGAUCGGGGAGACAUCGGCUACAGCGUCUAGCAGCCGACGAGCAUGCGACCUCUGCGUUCAGCAGAAGAAAGCUUGUAGCACUGGCCAGCCAUGUGAACAUUGCCGCCGAAAGUCGGUCCAAUGCAUUUAUUCCUUCAAUGCUGGUGUAGCAACAGAAAACAACUUGGACAUGGGCCGGGACGACGAGCAAUAUAGUGGCGAAGACAACCUACCGACGGUGGUAUUCGGAGAUGACUCGUUAUUCGACUAUCUUGGCAACUACACUUCAGUUUCGGAUAUGCUCCAAGGAUCAGAUAACAAUCAAGACUGGUUAGACUUUAUCAACCUCGCCGCUGGGCAUUUUCAGACGAUACCGACCAAUCCCCAAACGCAUCUAGACAACUACACCUUUCACUUUCUCGACAAUUUCACCAGAAGAACUGGGUUGGUGGAUUCAUUUGACUGCGGGACAUUUGAACAGCGAGUGCAGGUUGAGGCAUCUCGCCCAGCAAGCGAAGGCCGGGGUAGCCUGACUGCUGGGUUAGGCGAACUUGAACACCCCAAUGGCUCGUCGACAAACCUUCCGCGACUGCAAACAUUAGAUCUCCACGACCCUCUCAUCAUUCAAACUCAUCAAAUACUUCUAGACAUCAAAGAGGUCGUAACCGUCAAACCUCGAAAUAGUGUUGUUGAGCUAGAAUGGUCGACUAUUCUAGAACAUACGUGUAUGCAGUUCUUUUCACCACACAAUUUACGGAAAUAUCUUGCCCUAUUCUGGCACAUAUGGCACCCAAACGUCAACUUUGUGCACCGGCCUACUUUUGACCCAGUCACCUCGAAGUCAAUCCUUGUGGCUUCCAUGGCCUUGAUAGGUGCAAGUGUAUCGCCUAGCAAGACUGAUAACGAACAAGCCAAGAUCUGGUUCAACUGUGUUGAAGAAAUUGUGUUUACUGAUGACGACUUUUGCAAUGACCCUCUGAACAACCAGGAUACCCUGUUACUGAAUCCGGUUGAGAACAUUUCAAAGAUCCAAGCCCUGCAGGCAGCAUACAUCGUUUGUCUCUACCAGGGUUGGGAGGGAACAGAGGCAAGCAAACGACGAAUCCGUCGAUACCGGUUCAGUACUGUCAUAUCUAUGGCAAGAGACUUUGGUAUUAUGUCUGCUAGACACCCUGAUUACUCUACGUCGCUAUAUGAUAGAUUCGAUUGGAAAGACUUCGCUGCACGAGAGCAACUUAUACGUAUCUUCCUCUGGAUAUAUCUUCUAGACCAUGCAUUCGUAAUCUUUAAUAACCUACCUCCGAGGAUGGUCAUCAAAGAAAUGAGCAUGCAUAUGGCAUUUCCUGAAGCAGCCUUCCAAGCCAGCACGCCAACAGAAUGCGCUCGAGAACUGCAAAGCUGGCACUUGCGAUCCACGCUGUUACGAAACAUAACCUUUCGUGAGGUUGUCGAGAGCUUUUGUGGAAGGCCUUUCUCGAAUGAUAUGCGACGACUCUUCGCUGAUCUUGGUCCCCUCAACCUUUUCGCAGUUGUGUCCGCCUUCCAUGCCCUGAUAUUUCAACACCAAAAUUCCUUUGGCGGCCAUGAUCAACUGCAGGCAGUUCGCAACGCUCUCGACAAUUGGAAGUCAGCUUGGGAAACGUAUUCGGAUGAAUUCUCAUUCUCGCCGCCACAUGUCAUGGUUGAUAGACAUAAUGUGGCAACGGAAAACCUCUGGAGGAGGGUAGGCUUUAUGCGCCAUUCUCCAGAAUAUUGGCUCCUGGGGAAACUGCUCGUUGAUCGCCUCUCAACAUCAAGUGAUUCGUUCGGAAGUCCCGAGUCUACGGUUCCUGAUGCGAGCGGUUCAGCACACGAACCGAUUCUUACGAGAUAUGAUCAAACGACCAAGCUAUCAAUCAAUAACCUUUUGUUACACCAGAACAACUUCAUUGUUGCUACUACCGCGCAUAAUGCAGUAACCCUACCUGGUCUAGCACUCAUUGCACCAUCCCUGGAUGGCAGCUUCGAACUAAAGGAAGUCUGUUUGGACUCUCUGCAACCCGAUGAAGCGCUGGUAGAGAUCCACGCCUCUGGUGUUUGUCAUACUGAUCUUGCUUGUGCAAGUGGUAAAUUGCCAUGCGCGCCGAAUGCUGUUCUUGGCCACGAAGGUGGAGGCGUAGUUCUUGAGAUAGGCUCAAAUGUCACUUCCGUCUCCCCAGGCGACAAAGUCCUUCUAUCGUUCUCAUCAUGUGGCUCAUGUCCUGGAUGCAAAUCAGACCAUCCAGCCUAUUGCUACAGCUUCAACGCUUACAACUUCGGUGGUAAACGCCCGGACGGCUCAGCUGCUAUGUCCAUCAUGAAAGAUGGGAAGAGGCAACCGGUUUACAGCACCUUCUUCGGCCAAAGCUCUUUUGCGGCGCGAACAAUUGUUCAUCGAUCGAGUAUUGUCAAGGUUCCUCAAGAAACACCACUGGACCUCUUUGCGCCAUUGGGUUGUGGCAUACAGACGGGCGUUGGUGCUGUCUUCAAUACUUUGGAUGUCAAGCCCGGCAGCUCUGUAGCAAUUUUUGGCGUGGGAUCUGUUGGCUUGGCUGCUGUAAUGGCUGCAAAGGCACGAAAGGCCAGCAGAAUCAUCGCAAUCGACCUGCAGCCAGAGCGACUAAAACUUGCCAAAGAAUUAGGUGCCACGGAUGGAGUGCUGGGUCCUGAUCAAGAGCACAUCAUCAAGUCGAUAAACAACAUCUGCCCACCUCUUGGCGUUGACUUUGCAGUUGACUGUACUGGCGUUCCCUCUAUCGUUGAAACUAUGGUCUCUGCCUUGGGAAUGAGGGGCAGGGCAGCUACAGUUGGUGCACCUGGAGGCAACGCAAAAGCCAAGAUAGAUAUCAUGAGUCAUCUUACGUACGGCAAGGAGUACGUGGGUUGUUCUGAGGGUGACAGCAAUCCUGGGGUCCUGAUUCCUGAGCUCAUCGAAAUGCAUGCCAAGGGCCUUCUCCCACUGGAACGAUUGAUAGCUUACUAUGAUAUCAAGGACUAUGAGAAGGCUAUGGCCGACAUGAAGAGUGGCAGUGUUAUUAAGCCAGUCUUGAAAUGGACUGGCUAG
Fusarium redolens is the source of this 3261-nucleotide messenger RNA. RefSeq lists its product as uncharacterized. The transcript is spliced from 10 exons. NCBI's taxonomy places the organism in Eukaryota, Fungi, Ascomycota, Sordariomycetes, Hypocreales, Nectriaceae. Gene Ontology annotation, cellular component: chromatin. Gene Ontology annotation, biological process: DNA-templated transcription; regulation of transcription by RNA polymerase II. Gene Ontology annotation, molecular function: RNA polymerase II cis-regulatory region sequence-specific DNA binding; DNA-binding transcription factor activity, RNA polymerase II-specific; zinc ion binding. The record is from RefSeq and is a predicted model, not a curated record. The coding region runs from base 1 to 3261 and encodes 1086 amino acids.